This is a messenger RNA of Entelurus aequoreus (snake pipefish), 4426 nucleotides long. Its product is annotated as gastrula zinc finger protein XlCGF17.1-like. NCBI's taxonomy places the organism in Eukaryota, Metazoa, Chordata, Actinopteri, Syngnathiformes, Syngnathidae. Gene Ontology annotation, cellular component: PcG protein complex; transcription regulator complex. The coding region runs from base 367 to 1362 and encodes 331 amino acids. Gene Ontology annotation, molecular function: DNA-binding transcription factor activity, RNA polymerase II-specific; RNA polymerase II cis-regulatory region sequence-specific DNA binding. The transcript is spliced from 2 exons. The record is from RefSeq and is a predicted model, not a curated record. Gene Ontology annotation, biological process: regulation of transcription by RNA polymerase II.
GCCAUCUCGCAACGGCAUCCCGUGAUGGCCGCCUUCAUCUUGUUGAAAAUGUUGAUGCUAUUUAAAGCAGGCGACCAAGACGUUACGUCAUGACGUCAACUUUUAUUCGUGUCGGGAUGAACUCGUCUCCGCGCACAUUGAAGCUUGCGUGUGUUCGCUUCCUCCUUUAGCCUGCUGGCUGCGAACAAAGAGGCGGAAGUUAGCAUCACAUGCUAAGAUGCUAAUCAGAGACAAGUCAAACGUGAACAACAAAACACCAGCUGGAACUUUCUGGAACAAAAGGGCGGCACGAGCUAGUGGACGCUGUUGUCAACACACGUCACACAGAACAGACGUCAGUGAAGAACGGAAGAGCGGAACUCCAGGAUGGAGCAGGAGGACCCACAGCCCUCCCAUAUCAAAGAGGAGGAAGAAGGUCACAGCGUCAGUCGGGAGGGCGAGCACCCAGUGAUCCGUGUGGUGGUGAAGAGUGAAGAUGAAGAAGAAGCUGACCACUGCGGAGGAUCACAGGCAGACGUAGCUCCACCAUCAGACGUAGCUCCACAGGCAGACGUAGCUCCACCAUCAGAAAGUGACGACACGACGUCUCACUCUGCUGACACGGAGGAAGAAGACUCCAAAGAUAACGAGACACGUCACGCUGACCACAAAAGCUUGAAAUGCUCUCAGUGUGACAAAACCUUCAGCACCAAGUCCAACCUGAACGUACACAUGAGGAUCCACACAGGAGAGAAACCUUACGUGUGCUGUGUUUGCGGCAAAAGGUUCUCCCAAAAGGCCCAGUUUGAAACGCACAUGCGAACGCACACCGGGGAGAAACCCUUCAGCUGCUCGGUUUGUGGAAAAAAAUUCACUCGAAAUGAACGUUUGAGGAUACACACAAGAAUACACACCGGGGAGAGACCCUUCUGCUGCUCGGCGUGCGGCAAAACCUUCUGCGACAAAGGUAGCUUGAUAAAACACACAAGGACGCACACCGGAGAGAAACCUUUCAUCUGCUCACUCUGCGGCACAAGUUUCAAGAACUAUUCCGCGCUGUCGAAGCACAAAAGAACGCACACCGGAGAAAAGUCCUUUAGCUGCACUGUGUGCAAUAAGAAGUUUGCUCAUAGCGAGAGUUUGACAACGCACGCAAGGAUACACACCAGGGAGAGACCAUUUCCCUGUUCAAUUUGUGGCAAAAGCUUCUCAGUCAAGUGCAAUUUGAUAAAACACACACGGACGCACACCGGGGAGAGACCGUUUUCCUGUUCAGUGUGUGGUAAAACUUUCUCUGUGAAAUGUAACUUGGUCACACACUCAAGAACACAUUAUUGUCGCACGCAGCUAAAGGACCCCAAGCCGCCCAUUUGUGCACCUUGAGGGAGCUGAGAGUCUCCUUUACGUAUUGUCCUUUAGUACGUUACUCCACGUCACCGCUGUGGGCUGCAGUCACACUUUUCACACCAAAAGCAGUGAAGUUGUCAGGUUGUGUAAAUGGUAAAUAAAAAGAAUACAACAAAUCAUUUUCAACUUAUAUUCAAUUGAAUAGACUGCAAAGACAAGAUAUUUCAUUUUAGAUUUUUUUUUUGCAAAUAAUCAUGAAGUUAGAAUGUAAUGGCAGCAACACAUUGCAAAAAAGGCAUUUUUCCCAGUGUGUUACAUGGCCUUUCCUUUUAACAACACUCAGUAAAGGUUUGGGAAGUGAUGAGACACAUUUUUGAAGUGGAAUUCUUUCCCAUUCUUGCUUGAUGUACAGCUUAAGUUGUUCAACAGUCUCCCUUCUCAUAUUUUAGCUGCCACACAUUUUCAAUGUCUGGACUACAGGCAGGCCAGUCUAGUACCCACACUCUUUUACUAUGAAGCCAUGCUGUUGUAACACCUGGCUUGGCAUUGUCUUGCUGAAAUAAGCAGGGGCGUCCAUGAUAACAACAUAUGUUGCUCCAAAAGCUGUAUGUACCUUUCAGCAUUAAUGGUGCCUUCACAGAUGUGUAAGUUACCCAUGUCUUGACCACUAAUACACCCCCAUACCAUCACACAUGCUGCCUUUUACACUUUCACCCUAGAACAUGUCUUGACCACUAAUACACCCCCAUACCAUCACACAUGCUGCCUUUUACACUUUCACCCUAGAACAGUCCGGAUGGUUCUUUUCCUCUUUGGUCCGGAGGACACGACGUCCACAAUUUCCAAAAAACAAUUUAAAAUGUGGACUCGUCAGACCACAGAACACUUUUCCACUUUGCAUCAGUCCAUCUUAGAUGAGCUCGGGCCCAGCGACGCAUUUCUGGGUGUUGUUGAUAAAUGGCUUUGCAUAGUAGAGUUUUAACUUGCACUUACAGAUGUAGCGACCGACUGUAUUUACUGACAGUGGGUUUCUGAAGUGUUCCUGAGCCCAUGUGGUGAUAUCCUUUACACACUGAUGUGGCUUUUUGUGUGUAAUAUCAUGGCUUACCUGCAGUGUUUUCUCCAGAUUCUCUGAACCUUUUGAUGAUAUUACGGAGCGUAGAUGGUGAAAUCCCUAAAAUCCUUGUUGAGAAAUGUUGUUCUUCAACAAUUUGCUCAGGCAUUUGUUGACAAAGUGGUGACCCUCGCCCCAUCCUUGUUUGUGAACGACUGAGCAUUUCAUGGAAGCUGCUUUUAUACCCAAUCAUGGCACCCACCUGUUCCCAAUUAGCCUGUUCACCUGUGGGAUGUUCCAAAUAAGUGUUUGAUGAGCAUUCCUCAACUUUCUCACUCUUUUUUGCCACUUGUGCCAGCUUUUUUUAAACAUGUUGCAGGCAUCAAAUUCCAAAUGAGCUAAUAUUUGCCAAAAAUACCAAAGUUUGUCAGUGUGAACAUGAAAUAUCUUGUCUUUGCAGUCUAUUCAAUUGAAUAUAAGUUGAAAAGGAUUUGUUGUAUUCUCUUUUUAUUUACCAUUUACACAACGUGACAACUUCACUGCUUUUGGGGUGUGUACAAAGUCUCCCAGUCUACUAAGUAGUUUCCACCCAGGAAGCCUUGAUUUGGAGAUGCUGAUGACUAAAUGCAGCAUGGCGGUAAACAUUGCUGAAGUCUUUUAUUUUUGGAGAGCAGGAAGUGUUUGCACGGUUAUUUGUUGCCACUGCGUGACGGUGACUUCAAUAGUACACCCUAUAAUUGUUGUAUUUGGCUUGAAGAAUAAAAGAUGCAUUAUAAGUAUUGGCACGUCUUCAUGUUCGCUGCAUUAAACAACUCCUCUGUGUGCUUAUUGACCUGCAAGACUGUCCUCCAUUAUUUAUAAUGAAUAUUUCAAGUCAACUAAUCAUCUAAAACAAGGUAACACUUUCCAUAUGUUGGACUCUGCAGGUGUUUAUUUGUCGUUUGAAGUUGUGGAUAGCAACAUGUGGUUCCUGUUCUCCCUAAAUGUGUUUAAGUCAAAGUAAUGUUAGAAAAAUAAGUUUCAUUUUGUAAAAACAUCUUUCACAAGGAUGAUCAAAUCUGAUACAACUCAUUUGUUUAUUUCAGCAUUUAUGUUAAUUUGUGGAUUUGUGAGCUCUUAUAUCUCAUUUGUUCUUCCUCGUGUUUGUUCCUUUGGUUCUGCAUUCAACAAAGCUUAAUCUUCCCUCCCUUCCUCGUGUUUUUGUUUUGGAAUCUACGCAGAUGGUUUGCUUUUCUUUUAUUUGAUCCUGCGGACAAACAACAUUGUUAGUUUAGUUUUUGUGUGGAAUGUUUAACAGAGGGAGUUGACGACACAGACACCAGGGGGCAGUAAAGCUCUAGGAUGUAUUAUAUAUAUAUAUUAUACCGCUCACCCUCAUCAGUCCCAGGUGUGCAGUUUGCUGAUCCCUCACAGCCUUGCCGGCAUUUAGGUGUGACGCGGCCGUGGGCGCGUCCCGAGGUGCGACUAGCAGAGCGCAAAGAUGAGGCCGUGACAGGAAUAUACUAAAGUGGAUUAAUUAACUCAUAUUUUGUUUUGCAUAUGGUGAUUGUUUAUAUUCAUCUUGGAGAAAUCAAACCACCAAGAUUAAUUAAGAAAGUGGUAUUUCAGUUUAAGCACACAAUAAGAUAAGGCCCCUUUAGUUUGACAUUCGCAGGUGGACUUCUCGUUGGAGAAGAGGCCCUAAUCGGGACUUAGGAAUGCAAAAGUGACAGCCCUAUCCUUGAGAAGAGACUACCUGUUCAGCCCGACGCCAACAUUUAAGUUAUGACUUAGAGCAGAUGUUUUUCAGUCACUUACACGCAAACUUCUCCUUUUAUGGUCAGGAUGUGCUCUCCUGACUUAGCACACACACACACAGACAGGAAGGAGGAAUAUAAAAACUGAUGGUUUGGCUUCUCCAUGUUAGGAGAGACACAUCCUCCUCCAGGUACUGCAGACCUGUAUAAUGAUGCUCGCUUGUAAUAAAGCAACUGUUUGUUCGGCAAAGCGUCUCCGACGUCUCUUUUGAUCCAGCCGCACUGCCGUGUCACUGUUAGAAUAUUUAUG